UGUUUUUUUUCGCUAGUGCGCUUCGACUGGCUAUCGUCUCUUUGACGUCACACCUUCCAGCACGCUCAAAUACAAAUAUAUAUGUUUAGGUCCGUCAGUUUGUAAUCUCGCAUCGUUCCAACCGGAACCCACGACAGCAAUGACGCCACCACAAGUCGCUUUCUUCUGCGUUCUGCUGGCUGCCCACAGCACAGGUAUCUCAGUCUUUGACUUCAACGACAACCCGCGCGUUUCAACUGAGAACUGUGAUCCCGACGCCAAAUCUCAAGACAUCGGUGACCGGGCAACCUGCACCUUCACCACGCACGUGGACGUGGACUCGACGAGGAUUCCUCCGGAGAUAGCAAGCGUCAAGUGCAACUGCCGCGACAGCCUGUGCAGCAAACUCGGAGACUUCCGGUGCCAGGAAGUGACGGAGACCAUCAAAGUCGCCUUCGUCAACGAGACGUCAUCGGUAGUGCGACAACGAAGCAAGGUGACCGUGGCCUGCGUCUGUGCCAUCAACCGAAGUGCAGGAGCACUUCGAGGCUUGAAAAGAACUGGACAAGUUGUGCACUCAUUUGGUUGAAGAUGGAAUGGUGUGAAAUGUAACACUGUCAUUGAACCAUUCCAUUAAAUAAUAAAUCUAGAAUGUGCGAAUAGUGGUUCACAUUGAAUAGUUCUGCUUCAUUCAAAGUGUUCACAGCGCAAGGCAAAGCCACCGCAGCUGGUUUUCUUAAUAGUGUUAAGUUUAGGCACUACACUACGCUGUUCUAUUCUAACCACAAUUUGCUCACUUUACCGAUUUUAGAUUAAAAGGUAAAUAUUUCUAGUAUCUCUUAUGAACAAUUAAUAUUCCUAUUAAUUUCGUAGAGGUCACAUUUUUCGACGAUCAGUGUAAUACCCGUGCCACACGGGCAACUUGAAUGCCAUUUACAACGUAUGACAUUUGCGUGAUCGACGAAUCAGCUCGCAAUCUGUCGCGCGUGGAAUGCGCCACGCCCGGAGUGUCGCGCGCUGAUUGGCCGUCCGCCCAAAUGUCAUUUGUUGUAAACAGCAUUCGAGUUGCCCGUGGUAUUAGUCUAGUGGUCUGUUAGUGGCACACAAAAAGUAUGUGCAUAAGGUAAAAAGUAAACGUCUUCAAAUAAUGCCUUUGCCUCGACCAUGUGAUAACUUGUGAAAAUUAUGGUGGAAAUUAAAAUUUUGCUCUAAUCUGCUUUUUAUGCUACCCAUCUUCCUAUUUUACCUAUUUUAUUAUCAUAUAAUUCGACGAUUAUGUCCCUCGUCUGCGACGCUUGCCAAAAAGGCAUUUUGCCAGAUGGUCGACUGAGACAUGCUCAGUUUGCGAGCAUAACUGUCAUCUGGGGAAAAUGUGCUCAGGCAUUGCCGAGUCCACGUUUACUGCCAUGAGCCCCGACAAAAAAGAAAAAUGGAGAUGUAAAGUUUGCCGUUCUAAGAACAAUCGUGCUGAUCUAGACGGGGUAGAUGCUAGCUCUGCCUCGAUUUCGUCCUGCGAAUCCACGACACUCGCGGCGCAAAUUCUGACCAUCAACGAAAAGCUAGAUUCAUUACUUUCUCUGAAGGCUAGUGUAAAUUUACUUCUCGAGCUUCCCGCAAAGGUGAAUGAGCUUUUGCUCCUCAAGCCUACCAUAGAUUUUAUGAAAGUGACGGUGGAGGAGGUUCAAACAUCCAUUUCUUUCCUUGGAACGAAAUACGAUAGCCUCCUCGCCACGGUGUCUGCUCAUGCGACCGACAUGAACGAGCUGCGUACGGAAGUGACUUCUCUGAAGGACACGGUUUGCGAACAGGCACAUACUAUCCAAAGCCUCCAGACCGAGCUGAACGACGCUGACCAACGCGGUCGCCAACAUAUUAUGGAAAUUCAUGGAAUGACCGUCAAACCCGACGAGGCGCUCCCUUCCAUCUUAGCGGGGCUGGCAGACAAGCUAGGAAUUCCGGGACAUCAACCAGCUGAUGUCGUCUCGGUCUUCAGGCUACCAGGCAAACGAGCUAUAAAACCACCUAUUUUGGUCAAGUUUACAUCUGUAGCCACUAAAGACAAAUGGAUGCAAGCUCGUACUAAGCUCAGGCAAUUGUCUCGUGACAAUCCACCCGAAAGACUGUAUUUCAACGACAGCUUAACUCAGACCAACAGAGAACUUUUCUGUACGGUCCUGUACGUGCUUUUUGUGGUAAUCGCUGGACAUGUCAAAUGA
Messenger RNA from Ixodes scapularis (black-legged tick), 2195 nucleotides. RefSeq lists its product as uncharacterized. The record is from RefSeq and is a predicted model, not a curated record. The transcript is spliced from 2 exons. Bases 1350 to 2195 code for a protein of 281 amino acids. NCBI's taxonomy places the organism in Eukaryota, Metazoa, Arthropoda, Arachnida, Ixodida, Ixodidae.